This is a messenger RNA of Rana temporaria (common frog), 3231 nucleotides long. RefSeq names its product malectin (gene MLEC). Gene Ontology annotation, molecular function: carbohydrate binding. NCBI's taxonomy places the organism in Eukaryota, Metazoa, Chordata, Amphibia, Anura, Ranidae. The record is from RefSeq and is a predicted model, not a curated record. Gene Ontology annotation, cellular component: membrane. The transcript is spliced from 5 exons. The coding region runs from base 226 to 1053 and encodes 275 amino acids.
GCCCAACCUGCGCUGUGUCUUCUGACCAAUCAGAAGCCGGAAAAGGAGAGCGAGUCAGGCUCGGCGCAAUGAGUGUUUGAAGCCCGGCAGCAUCAUGUUUGGCUGUCGCUUAGGAGAGAGUGAAUGAAAUGUGCGGGCUGUUGGCGGCGGAGUGCGGGGUAGCCGCCUGGGUCCGGUGAGGGGAUAGUGUCCGGCUUUCUCGUUAGUCCAGUGUCAGGCGGAAACAUGCCCUCUCCGGUGACAUGGGCCCCAGCGGCCGCUCUGCUCUGCUGUCUGCUCGCUACGCUCAUCGCACAAGGAGCCGGCCUGGAGGACAAGGUGAUCUAUGCUGUCAAUGCCGGGGGCGAUGCUCAUGUGGACGUGCACGGCAUCCAUUACCGGAAGGACCCGCUGGAGGGCAGAGUAGGCAGAGCAUCAGACUAUGGAUUGAAAUUGCCAAUUUUACGGUCAAAUACUGAAGAUCAGAUUCUGUACCAGACCGAGCGCUAUAAUGAGGACAGCUUUGGAUACGAGAUCCCGAUAAGGGAAGAAGGAGAAUACGUUUUGGUGUUAAAAUUUGCAGAGGUCUAUUUUGCACAGUCCCAGCAGAAGGUGUUUGAUGUACGUGUGAAUGGCCAUAUUGUGGUAAAAGACCUGGAUAUAUUUGACCGUGUGGGACACAGUACAGCACAUGAUGAAAUCGUACCUAUUGUCAUCAGGAAGGGUAAACUGAGUGUACAAGGGGAAGUCUCCACCUUUACUGGGAAGCUCAAUGUCGAGUUUGUAAAGGGAUAUUACGAUAACCCCAAAGUAUGUGCGCUUUACCUCAUGAAAGGAACAAUUGAUGAGGUACCAAAACUGCAGCCUCAUCCUGGCCUGGAGAAGAAGGAAGAGGAGGAAGAAGAUGAAGAGGAUGAAGGCCCAAGUACAAGAAAGCAAAGCAACAAGAACCGUGUGCAGUCUGGUCCUCGCACUCCUAACCCAUAUGCCUCAGACAACAGCAGCCUCAUGUUUCCAAUCUUGGUGGCCUUUGGAGUGUUUAUCCCCACACUCUUCUGCCUAUGCCGGCUAUAGGAGGCCGGGUGCCAACUUAUGUUUUUCUUUUUCUAGUUUGCUUUUUUUUUUUUUCAGUAAUUUUUCAUAAACUACAGCGAUGAAGCAGAAAAUCUCCUUCUCUAAAACUAGAGGGGAUUGGUGACCCUAAACAAGCAGCAGAUCAUUGUACCACAAUAAUAUGACCUAUGAUAAAUGGUUACGGAGCAGCUAAAUACUAGACAAUUCUGCCAAAUGUUCAGGUAUGUGGUCCUGAGUGAGUUUUAAGUACCUAAUAUGGUAACAUUCAUAAGAGAACUGAGCAAGACUUAUUUGAACUCCCUGAGAUGGAGGCGCUCUUUGAACUAUGGCUUCACAAGUUGCAACCUACAAGAUGAACGUGGGACUUUUUUUCAGGGUACUGUUUGUGCAUACUCUGUUUCUUGAUGUAAACGGUCACUGGGUUUCGGUUUUCUACAUCACCAGACAACAUUGUUAAGCUGUAUCUUGUCUGAUGUAUGUGUGUGUUUUUGUCUGGGGUCAGGAAUUUGACUUAAAUCUCUUUAUUAAUCCUGUUUAGUGUGUGACAACUUCCUCAAAGCAGCUAGGCUUCUUGCUGUAAUAAAAUGGAGAACAUCGGCUUUUGGGAAGACUGUUUUGGUAACUUGAUCUAUGUUGCACACAAUUUACAGUCAUGAAGUGACCCAUUAAGAAUUGUAUUGUUUCACCCGCUUAAGAGUCCACAGGCUAACGGUUAUGAAGCCUGUGCCCCCCCCCUUUUUUUUUUUUCUCCUCCUUAUUGAAUAAUUCCAGCAAAAUAUUUUAAGCACUCCUUUUAUACAUCAGCCACUGCCUGUUCUAGUAUGAAGGAUUUGUUUGCCUCUCAAAUUGCCAUUUAACACCAUGCUGCUGGGAAACGUGGAAAUGGUUUGUACUAAUUGCACCAGAGCCUGCAGUUUGUUUAUUUCUGCAGCACUUUCAAAGAUUAGUUUAGUUGGUGAUCGUCCAGACUGCCGGUAUAGCACAUAUAACCAGGAAUUUCCUGGACCAGGACUUGUUUGGAGGGCACUGUUUUUGCUGCCUUGAUAUGUUGUGUGUUUGUUUUUUUUUUUUUUUUUUUUUUUUCUCUUUUGUUGAUUGCCUUUUUAAUUUGCCUUUUUGUGUGGUGGGGUGUUCAGACUUUCUUUUGGCUUAAAGCUGAGUGCAAGCUUAAGAUCUUAAGGUCAAAUGCCUUUUUAAAGAUAGUUUUAUGGUACAAGAUUUGAGUCAUGUGAACUUCACAUAUGCCAAUGUCAUUUAAUGCUUGCGGAGCAAUAUAGACUGAACAGUGCAAUGAAGGAAUACUCAAGUUCAGAUAAGUGCUUCUCCUAUGUGGUGCUGAUGAAAUGCUGUCAGCCUAUUUCUAGCUGGUGUUUUGAUGCAUUACUUGGACAUGACUGGGUAAUAAAUCCAGCUCCUAGGUCCAUCCGCAUCAGAUCUGAGAAUUGUAGCAGAAUGUGGUUCUAAAUCUCAGACCUUUUUCAUGCUGCUGCUGUUCUGGAAUACAAUCUAAUCUAGCAUCCACUGGGGAAAAAAGAGUCUUAUUCUUAUGCUGCCAAAAGAUCCAGAGUUUAGUCUGGUCUUCACCCAUAAAAUACUGCUUGAUAUUAAUAACUUUCAAUGUUUUUAGUUUUACCAUAGUGUUACUUUUCACCUAUGGUCUCUGGACAGCAGGCUACUUAUUGCAAAAAUGUCUGUAAACAUAAUUAUCAAGUGCUGUUUUAUGGUCUGAGCAACUUUUUUUUUUUUUUUUUUUUAAACCUUUACAUGCUUGAUCAUGGGAUUGAUACACAGUAGGUACUACCUUUUUUCUCUGAUAACUUGAAAUGUAUGGGUUGGGUCAGAAAUUUCCAGUGUGAUCCGUGCUUAAUAUAGCACAAUGGAACCAUUUUCGUUUGGCCUCGUAAAAUGUAAUAUCUUAAUACUGUGUGGGAGAUGAGUUGUGAUGAAUGGAUCACUGGUCCCUUCUUUUUUUUAUUUUUUUUUUAUUAUGUUCAGGUACCAAAUGAGAAAACAUGGUACGGUUUCUGGGCUCCAUAUAAUCCCAUAUUGAUUUUCAAUGUGUUUUUUGUUUGUUUUUUUUGUUCCUCAAGAACCAUUUCUUUAGAGGCGGGGAUAUAGUUCUGCUUUGAACCUGUUUUUCUUGCAAUAUCAAAUAAAAAUGUUUUAUUGCCUUUUUAA